AAAUAAAACUGCUCCAAAUUCAACACAACUCUGCCUGCAACGAUUAAGAAAGAAGAAAACAAUCAUUCUUCUAAAAAUACAACACAAUUCUAAUAACAAUAAUUAAAACAAGCGAAUAUAAAGCCGCGUACAUGCUUAACUAUUAGGCGGUCUAGCAUUUUGCAGAGAGUUCGUGGAUGGCCAAGUAAAUCACUGUGCCCAAGGGGUACACAAAUCAAAUAAUAUCAACACACACACGACGAAAGAAAGAAGGAAUAAGUAAAUAAUAGGCGCGCUCUGAUCUGCGCUUAAAAUUAAUAACAAAUUAGUUAUACAACAAAAAGAAACAACAACAAUGAGCAGCCAGGGGCAUCAUAAGAUGCAUGGCUGUGCCGGCAGUAUGGCAACACUGGCGAGCGCCAAAAACAACACAGAUGCUUCCAGCACAGAAUACACGGAUGAAAUAGAUCUGGGCGAUCGAUUCUCCGUGGAUAUAGCCCGUUUGUGUAUGAACGAUCGUUAUUCGGAUGUGGAAUUUGUUGUGGAGGAGCAACGUUUGCCGGCACAUCGUGCCAUACUCGCUGCACGCAGUGAAUACUUUCGUGCCCUACUGUAUGGCGGCAUGUCGGAGACGACACAACGUCAGAUUGCACUGGAGGUGCCGCUGGAUUCAUUUAAGGUCCUGCUGCGUUACAUCUACUCGGGCACACUCUCGCUGGCCACGUUAGAUGAGGACGCGGUCAUCGGCAUUUUGGGCAUGGCCAAUCAAUAUGGCUUUCAGGAUCUGGAAAUGGCUAUAUCGAAAUAUCUCCGUCAAUAUCUGGCAUUAAACAAUGUCUGCAUGAUAUUGGAUGCAGCGCGUCUAUAUAAUCUGGAGGAGCUAACACAGGUUUGCCUCAUGUUCAUGGAUCGCAAUGCGGCGGAUCUGCUCCAACAUGAUUCCUUUAAAAUGCUGUCAAAGGAAUCCUUGGAGGAGGUGCUGCGUCGGGAUUGCUUCUUUGCGCCUGAGGUUGAAAUCUUUUUGGCCGUUUGGAAAUGGAGCAGAUACAAUCCCGAUAUAGAUAUUAAGACAGUUGUAUCUUUUGUACGUCUGCCGCUCAUGAAUCUGGAGGAUCUGCUGAAUGUGGUGCGUCCAUCUGGCAUACUUGAACCCGAUAAAAUUCUGGACGCGAUUAAAGAGUGCAUCACGUUGAAGACGUUGCCGUAUCGUGCCGCUUUGUGGCCGGAGGAGAAUGUGGCCACCGCCAAGUAUAUGUCACGUUGCAUUCAAGGCGAAUGUCGUUCCGCAUUGUUGGACGGCGAUGUCACAUCCUAUGACAUGGAGCACGGAUAUACACGGCAUUGCAUUACGGAUAGCAAUGAUGCGGGCAUUGUGGUUGAACUCGGCACCAUGUGCAUGAUAAAUCACAUUCGGAUGCUACUCUGGGAUCGGGACAGUCGCGCCUAUUCGUAUUUCAUUGAAGUGUCUGGCAAUCAACAGCAUUGGGAGCGUGUCAUCGAUUACAGCGAAUAUCAUUGCCGAUCCUGGCAGUAUCUGUACUUUGAGGCGAGACCCGUGCGCUUCAUUCGCUUGGUGGGCAUCCAAAACACAGUCAAUAGGGUGUUUCAUUUGGUCGGCUUGGAGGCGAUGCACACAACAAAAGUGCCCAAGUUGAUAGACGGCUUUGUGGCGCCGGAGGCGAAUGUGGCCACCAUGGAGAUGAGUGCGAUAGUCACAGAUGGGGUUAGUCACACCAGGAACGGACUGAUCAAUGGGGAUUAUGCUCGCUACGAUUGGGAUUCGGGAUACACGUGCCAUCAGUUGGGCAGCGGCGAGAUUGUUGUCCGGUUGGGUCAACCAUACUACGUGGGAUCGAUGCGUCUGCUCUUGUGGGAUUGUGAUGAUCGCACAUAUAGCUUCUAUAUUGAGACCUCAACCAAUCGCAAGAAUUGGCAAAUGGUGGUGGAUAAGCGGGCGGAGAAAGCGCGCUCCUGGCAAAAUCUACACUUUGCGCCAAGACCCAUUGUCUUUAUACGGAUCGUGGGCACACGGAAUACAGCAAAUGAGAUCUUUCAUUGCGUACAUCUGGAGUGUCCAUCGCAGGACAAGGUUUAUCUGAAGAAGAUCGCUGGACUGAAGAAGCCGCAACGCGAUCGUGAGGAACUGGAUGAUAACAUUGCUUCCACAUCGCGUGCAGUGGCUUCGUUGUCUCUGUCUCUGACGACGAGAUCGCCCAGUGUCUUGGAACGUUGGUCAAGCACUCCAACAGUUGGUGAAGUCAACGCUGCCAAUGAUGCAGCUGAGGCGAAUCCAGAUGCGCUUGAUAAAUCCGGAACAUCGACAACGCCUUCAACGCCGCGUUCACCUGUGACGCCUUCAACAUCACGUUUAUCGCCACAGCGACAACGGGAACAGGAACAAGAUCUGGCGCCACUUGUGGAGCUGUCCAUUGAACCAGAGCCGGAGCAGCAACGGGAGCAGCCGAAUAAUUCUGAUCGCUGAAUGUAGCGAUGUUUUAUACGCGAUCUUUUUUUAGAUAAUUGUCGCAACUUGAAAAUACUCCUGUGGUCAAAUGCGCUGCUUAUUUCUUACUUAUACUCCAUUCAACAAGUCAGCGUCAUUUAUUUUUAAGCAAUAAUUAUUAAUUAUGUUGUACAUAUUGCUACUCUUACCCAUAUACUUAUACAUACAAUUAUUAAUUAAUUAAUGUAUGUAAUCGAAUUAAUUUUAUAAUUUUGUGCAACCCAAACGAAUUGUGUGUUGACAAAUCAGCAUCAAUAUUAUCAUCCAAUGCCAGACGUCCUUAUUACUACUUAAUGUACAAAUUAAAUUAAUUUCAAAAGGUAUUAUAAUUGUUAUAAUUAUCUUAUCUUAUUUUUUGUUGAUGCCAUUUCGUUGAUUCGUUCGAGUUAAGUUCAAAAAUAGAUUUGUAUAUGGUUGCAGUUGUUUAUUUAAUUUAAUUACAAACAUUUCGUUACAACAUGUAAUGCACUUAAUAAAUUAAUAAUUAUAUCUAAUG
Drosophila innubila is the source of this 2978-nucleotide messenger RNA. It is a transcript of the gene BTBD9, whose product is annotated as BTB/POZ domain-containing protein 9. The coding region runs from base 335 to 2461 and encodes 708 amino acids. The transcript has 5 exons. The record is from RefSeq and is a predicted model, not a curated record. Gene Ontology annotation, biological process: modulation of chemical synaptic transmission; circadian behavior; adult locomotory behavior. Gene Ontology annotation, molecular function: protein binding. NCBI's taxonomy places the organism in Eukaryota, Metazoa, Arthropoda, Insecta, Diptera, Drosophilidae.